Messenger RNA from Hemicordylus capensis (graceful crag lizard), 6719 nucleotides. RefSeq names its product DNA topoisomerase III alpha (gene TOP3A). The record is from RefSeq and is a predicted model, not a curated record. Bases 1579 to 4680 code for a protein of 1033 amino acids. Gene Ontology annotation, molecular function: DNA binding; DNA topoisomerase type I (single strand cut, ATP-independent) activity; zinc ion binding. NCBI's taxonomy places the organism in Eukaryota, Metazoa, Chordata, Lepidosauria, Squamata, Cordylidae. The transcript has 19 exons. Gene Ontology annotation, biological process: DNA topological change. Gene Ontology annotation, cellular component: chromosome; nucleus.
GGUUGUUUUUAAAAGCCGGUGUGCUCCUUUUUCCUCACACACAGCUUCGCCAUGUCGUCCUUUGUGCCACAAAGCACGAAUACGAAAAACACAUUUCUAAAAAUAGGAGACGGUUACACGCGUGGCAGCCGCGGAGCAUUCUGGGGGCUGUAGUUUUGGUCCCCUCCCCUACACCACAAUUGGGCCGCUGUCGCCGCCGCCGCCGCCUACUUGGGCUUUCCUCCCUUCCCCGGCAAAGCCGUAAAGCAAAGAAGAAUAGGUAAACAACGGCUCUAGCCAAUCUCUUCCUCGCCUCUCGCGUUACGGCAGUGACUGCCGCGCGGAAUACGGCAGUGGGCGGGAAGGCGCCUUUUUGCGAAGGAGGUAGAGCCUAGAGGAACCUGAGAAGGGAGGCUGAGCUCAGUUGUGGGGGGGAAGGGGGGGACCGAAGCCUGUGGGGAAAAGGAAGCCCCCCAGGUUGUAGAACGAAGCUCUCCCCCGCCGCCAGCCCGUGGGGAGAAGAAGCCCUUGAACCAAAGGGAAAAAGGGGACCCUGAGUGAGGACCAAGGGAGGAGAAAUCAGGCCGGCGGCAGGCAGGCAAGAGGUUAAGUGUUGGGGUUUCUGGUCUGGAUGAGGCACAGAUCGGGAGUCCCAAGGGGGGGGGGAAGAUAAAAGGGUGGAAAGCAGGUAGAGAAAAGUGACAACUGAGGGUAGGCAAGAAAAACACGGUAGGUGGGGGUGGAGUUUGAGGGAGAAAGCUGGACUUGGGAAGGGGAUGAAAAGGUAGGAGGGCUAGGUAGGAGGGGAAGGCUAAAGGCGCCUUGGGGUUCAGGCCGAGCUGUCAGUGGAUGAAUGGGAAGCCUAUGUAGAGAGGUUGAUGGAUUUGGGAGCAAGGUAGAAGGCAGGCUGUUCACUCUGGAAUUACCAGGUAGCAGCUGGCCCCUUGGGCUAUGUGUGGCUGAGACUUGAUGGGCUUGAAGUCGGAGGUGGAUCUGGAGGCUGUAGAGGAGUUGGGGGGAAUCAAAGGUGUAGCUAGAUAGACAGAGCAAGGCACAACACAGAAUUCAUUUGUGUUGGACACUAAGGAUGGUUUUAGUUGGAAGCGUAACAAUGCAGUGACCGAAAGCAGUCAGCAAGUAACUAGGUGGUGAUAGAUCUCUGCUCGUUGUGGACCACUGAUAGGAGAAAGGAGAUACUGAAGAUUGGAGCCUUUGGAAUACGUUUGGAAGCUCCUGGAGUUGCGUCUUUAAAGACUGGACUUGAAAGAGGAAUUGUGCCUGUGCAGUCAAUUGACAAUCUGCCUGACAUAAAGGGAGGCCCUGGUUGCCUUGAUCACCUGUGGUUACAGAAGAUCUCAUCCUGUGCACUUUCCCAGCAAAUGGAAAUGUGUGGAAAGUGGAAUGCCUGGAGUUUUGCACCCUUGUGUGAAUUGCUGCUGCUUCUUCCCAGUACUGCCGUUUUAUCUUGACUAGCUCUUGCUGUUAUUUCGGUUGUUUUCACGAAGACUGUAAUAAGCAGAGGGAUAGGAAUAUAAAGCAGCACUGUGAAGGAGACUCUGCCAUGUCUUGUCAGGCUGGAAAUUGGGCCCUGUUAUUGGGAUGAUCUUACAGGCCAACCUGUUCACUCACCGAGGGGUCAAAUUGUUUUCCUGGCUCUGGAGUCUCCGCUUCUCUCAGGCUGCUGAGGGCAUGAUGCUCCGAAACAUUCAGAAGGUUCUCUGUGUGGCCGAGAAAAAUGAUGCUGCCAGGGGGAUUGCAGACAUCCUUUCUAACAGCAGGAUGAGGCGGAGAGAAGGGAUUUCCAAGUUCAACAAGAUCUAUGAAUUCCAGUAUCACAUGUUUGGUCAGAAUGUAGCUGUGGUGAUGACUUCUGUUUCGGGGCACUUGCUGACUCAUGACUUCAAGAUGCCGUUUCGAAAAUGGCAUAGCUGCAACCCACUUGUCCUCUUUGAUGCUGAAAUUGAGAAAUACUGUCCUGAAAACUACAUGGACAUAAAGCGAACCCUCGAGCGAGAGGCCCAACAGUGCCAGGCUCUGGUGAUCUGGACAGAUUGCGACCGCGAAGGAGAGAACAUUGGCUUUGAGAUCAUAAGCGUUUGUGAAGCAGUGAAGCCCAGCCUGCAGGUGUUCCGAGCCCGCUUCUCUGAGAUCACGCCUCGUGCCAUUAGAGCCGCCUGUGAGAACCUCACCCAGCCUGAUGAGAAUGUUAGCAAAGCUGUGGACGUUCGGCAAGAGUUGGACCUCAGGAUAGGUGCUGCCUUCACCCGAUUUCAGACAUUGAGGCUCCAGAAAAUCUUCCCUGAUGUUUUAGCAGACCAACUCAUCAGCUAUGGGAGCUGUCAGUUCCCAACACUGGGCUUUGUGGUGGAAAGGUUUAAAGCCAUCCAAGCCUUUGUCCCCGAGAUCUUCUACAAGAUUAAAGUGACCCAUGAUCACGAAGACGGCACUGUGGACUUCAACUGGAAGAGGAAUCGUCUCUUCAGCCACACUGCUUGCCUUGUUCUCUACCAGAUGUGCAUGGAGGAUCCGGUGGCCACAGUCGUGGAGAUCGGGAGCAGACCAAAGAGCAAAUGGAGACCUCUGCCAUUGGACACCGUGGAACUUGAAAAGUUGGCCUCCCGUAAGCUGAAAAUAAAUGCCAAAGAAACCAUGAAGAUUGCUGAGAAGCUCUACACUCAGGGGUACAUCAGCUACCCUCGAACAGAGACCAACAUUUUCCCCAAAGACCUAAACCUCCCCAACUUGGUACAGCUUCAAACACAGGACCCCCACUGGGGAACAUUUGCGCAAAGGAUUCUAGACCAAGGUGGGCCAACACCUCGCCAAGGGACUAAAUCGGAUCAGGCUCACCCCCCGAUUCACCCCACAAAACAUGCAAGUAAUUUACAGGGGAAUGAGCAGCGAUUGUACGAAUUUAUUGUACGUCACUUUCUGGCCUGCUGCUCCCAAGAUGCGAGAGGACAGGAGACAACUGUGGAGAUUGACAUCGCUAACGAGCGCUUCAUUGCCCAUGGGCUGAUGAUCCUGGCCAGAAACUACCUGGAUGUCUAUCCUUAUGAGAAGUGGAGUGAUAAGGUUGUCCCCGUGUAUGAGAGAGGGGCUCGCUUCCAGCCCACCACGGUGGAGAUGGUUGAUGGGGAGACCAGCCCUCCACAACUGCUUACAGAAGCGGAUCUCAUUUCGCUGAUGGAGAAACAUGGCAUUGGGACCGAUGCCACCCACGCGGAGCACAUCGAGACCAUCAAGUCCCGCACGUACGUGGGGCUGACUCCGGACCAGAGGUUCCUUCCAGGGCACCUGGGGAUGGGGCUGGUCGAAGGCUACGAUUCGAUGGGCUACCAGAUGUCCAAGCCUGACCUGCGGGCAGAGCUGGAGGCUGACCUGAAGCUGAUCUGCGAAGGGAAGAAAGACCAAUCCGUUGUGCUGAGGGAACAGGUCCAGAAAUACAAGAGAGUUUUUCUAGAAGCCGUGGAGAAGGCAAAGAGGCUGGACGAGGCCCUCUCUCAGUACUUUGGGGAAGUGACCAGCAUUGCACAAGAAGAAGACAUCUACCCAGCACUGCCAGAUCCGGUGAGGAAAUGUCCCCAGUGCAACAGCGACAUGGUCCUAAAGACCAAGAAGGAUGGCAAGUUUUAUCUCAGCUGCAUGGGUUAUCCUGCCUGCAAAUCUGCCAUAUGGUUCCCCGAUUCCGUGCUGGAGGUCAGUAAGGACGAUUCGGUCUGUGAUGUGUGUCAACCGCAUCCAGUGCACAAGUUGAAACUCAAGUUCAAGCGGGGCAGCCUGCCCGUCAUGAUGCCUCUGGAGUUUGUCGGCUGCAUCGGAGGCUGUGACGAGACCCUGAGGGAGAUCUUGGACCUGAGAUACCUACAAGGGCCACCCAGGCCUCUGCAGCCAGCCAGCCACUUCGAGGCCAACCGCUCCUUCAGCCGCACAGCCAGCCACCAGAAUGGCCCUCGCCCACUCUCAGCAAGCGUGGGGCCCAGACCCCCAGCACUCCCUGUGAGAGCAGCCAGCAAUCCUGCCCCUGUUGGUGGCGGGAACAACGCGGUGGUCUGCAAUUGCAGGGAGGAGGCGGUGCUUUUGACAGUGCGCAAAGAAGGCCCCAACCAAGGCCGGCAGUUCUAUAAAUGCAGCUCCGGCGGCUGCAACUUCUUCCUCUGGGCAGAUCAGCAGCCGGACCCCAGGAGCAGUGAGAUGCCAAGGGACUUUGCACGGCCCCCAGGCUCCUUAGGGAGAGGAGGAAGGGGCUUCGGGCGCUCUUGGAGUGAGGGCUAUGACCCAGGAGGAGGAGGAGGAGGAGGAGGCGGCGGUGGCGGCGGCGGCGGCGGCGGCAGCAGCGGCAGCGGCGGUGGCCAGGGCAACGAAGGAGGUGCUACGUGCAGGUGUGAUCAGCCUGCGGUCACCAGGACUGUUCUAAAGGAAGGACCCAAUAAAGGGCGCCAGUUCCACACGUGCUCCAAGCCACGGGAGCAGCAGUGUGGCUUCUUCCAGUGGGCGGAUGAGAACAUGGCACCAGCAGCUACUACAGCUUUUCCUUCAAGCCACUUCAUGAGUGGAAAGAAUGUGCGGGGCUCAGGAAUCAAAGCUAAACGGUCAGACAGCGAUUCUUCCUUAACAGCACCCACAACUAAGAGGCAACGGACUUGUGGAAUUUGCCACCAGCCUGGUCAUACCCGGAAGACGUGCCCACAGAAUCGCUGAAGCCAAGCAUCUUAUUGAACUUGAUUCAAGACCUUCUUGUAGGAGGACGUGAUGGAGCGAAUCCACACAACAAAGAAUUGUCUGUCUGGAGUAUUAAAAACCGCAUUUGGAAAGACUUUGGAAGCUUGGCCUUAAAACUCUUGUCUGAGAAACUAGCAAAAGAUCAACUAACCGCUUUCUCUAGUCCAGAUGCAACACAAGCCUUUGUUCUCCUCAGCUUGGUGGUGGAUUCAAAAACUGGAUUUGAGUGGGGAAGUGGGAAGCCAUUUCACUACCAGCUCCUUAAUGCAACAGUCUGCAGCACUGCGUUUUCCCUUUCUUUCUGGACAGUGAUGUAAAAAGCAAGAGGGUUUCCUAUCAGUUGUGCUGUAGGAAGGGCAGUUUGCUGUGUUGCUUCUUUAGAGGGGAGUAAGCUCUUUGUUGUGAAGCUGGAAACAACACCCCCCACACACAAUUUUCAGGAUGGCUUCCAAGGUCGGCUCAGCCAGUCACUUAACUUGAAGUGCCAGCUUCUCAGCUCUAACACACACAUUUGAAGAUAUGUGAAAAAGUCAUCAGAGGCAUUGAUGUGCACCCUUCUCCAGGAGAAGAUGGCAGGCAGGGUACUUUGCCAGUAGGUAACUCCACAAUCUACACUUCUUCAUUAGGACAAGAAUGUGACUUGUCCAUCUUGGGUAUCUUUCAUUCUGUCCUUAAAUAUGGAUGUAACCUCUACAGAAUAGCAGCCAUUCUAUUACAUGGUCUUGGGAGAGAACUAUAGUAUGGCUGUGGCUUCCUGGGAAACUUAACUAGAAGUCUGUUUCAGCUGUUGGGAGGGCUUUCAAGGAUGCAGGACUAAAUGUUCCCCUUCCACUGAAUGCCAACAGACAACUUUCUGAUUCUGCAAUAGAAAUUCCUUCCCUAUCUCUCCAUGAGUAGCCAGACUCAGCCAUGUAGACAAGAUGAGCAUACAGAACAAUUCUGACUCAUGCAGUUCAACCUCUGUUUUUCUGUGUAGCAAAUACCACCCUCUUCUACUCAGAAGAGGAAGCUGCUGCCUACUUAGGUAAUUUAUGUGCCUUUUAAUUAAAAUUUUACCUUAAACUUGCUCUCUGUGUUUUGUAAUGGCGCAGAAUUUGUACUUUGAUUCCCAGUAUUAAGGAAGGGAAAGGUUGAAUGGUAUGCAUGUCUCUGUUGCUUCGGAGCAUGAGCCUGUGUACUGAUUUCCUCUGCAGCCUUGUGAAGUUCCCAUCUCUGCCUCUUCCCUGCCCUCCUUUGGGUGGCAGGAAGGGUGAGAGGAGAGCAGUCCUUCUCCUGUGCUAUUCCCAGUGGUGGACCACCAGGCAUGCUGCACUCUGAAGCCAACCAUGUGCCAUAGGACUGGUGAGUCUGUUUUGAGAGGAUGCAGAGUUAUAUCCACACCAUGGCUGAAGAACAGCUCUUAGAUCACAGAAGCCAGGGUGAUCAAGAGUACAGGAUCUAGGCUGGUGGUCUCUUAAAAAAAUUCUUUUUUACAAGAACCCUGAGGUUUAACUGAACCCAAGUAUAAAAUAAUGAUUCAGCUGGACUUACACUGAAGUAAGGAAAAGGUUAUCUCUGAGCACAUUUUCAAGCCACCAAUUUGUUUUCAGAUCUGAAUGCACAGUUCUUUCACAUACGAGUCAAGGGCUAGCUUCAGUCUUUCCUCCAUCUUAGCCUGCGGGGAGGAAAUAUGCACGCUGUUGUUAAGCAGGGAGUCAAACCCUUGCAAUCUGUCAGUUGCCCAGAGAUCUAUCUGUUCAUCUGAAUUUGCACCACCCAGAACCUCUGGAUAGGGCAGAAUAGAAAUGAAAUAAACCUUUUUGCCUGCCCUUGUUCGAAGCAGUUUCAUCUUUUAAGACCAGAUUAUAAAUUAGAUUUAUGGUAUUAACAGUUUUUACAUUGUGUUAAGGUCUUAAUUUUGUUAACUUGUAUUUUAUUGUGAAUAACCCAGAGACAUGAGGUUUGGGCAGUGUAUAAAUGGGUUAAAAUAAAUAAUAAAGAUGGUGGCAAUAAGCUACUUUCACUGGCUGCCUCUUGAA